UUCAACACGGAAGUUUUAUAACAGUGUAGUUAUGAACACGGCCGCAGAAUAAGCUAAUGUUACUCUCUACAUGAGACAUUAACCUCCGGCUUACAACAGCAACGACAAAAUGGUCAAUAUCGGUCUCACCAAAGUGGACGAUGCGCUGGCAGCUAAACACCCGGGUUUACAGAGUUAUGCUGCCUGUCAGUCUCAGGCCUUCAUGAAGGGGACAGGGACCUUUAUACUUGGCGCCGGUGGUUUAUUUGCUCUUCAGAAGGUUCUCCAGAAGAAGCUUCCUUAUCCUCUUCAAUGGAACCUACUCAUUUCAAUAGUGGCGUCAUCAGUGGGAAGUUACGCAGUGACUCGAUGGGAAUCUCAGAAAUGCUCAGACCUUUGGAUGUUGCUGGAAACAGGAAAAGUCCCGGACAGAUCGCCUCCACAGGUGUCCAAACCAGAGGUAUCAGAAGGAUCCGAGAAGACAAAAUAUGGCGACGCGAUGGAAUGAACAUACAGUUUAAAACAAAUGUGUAUCUACUGUAUAUAUCUACACCUCUUGAGAAAAUGCACUAGAUAUUCAGAUGAUGUACUGACUAAAGACAGAGCUGGAUGUGGGAUAGUACAUUCUGUAUUACCUCAAUUUCUGCAAUACACCACAUGAAUGAAGUAAUUUCUUUUUUCAGUUUUCCGAGUUUGAGCUUUUGAAUUUCAGAGCAGCAUUGCUGUGUGGAUAAACAGAUACGUUUCCCAAAGCAGAGGUCAGGAAUUACUUUGGGUUUUUAGGAGGAAUCCGACGUUAAGCUUGUGAUCCGGUAUUAUUAUUUGGUUGUGUUUGUUUGACAUGCAACUGAAUUAACGCUGCUCUACCAAAACCAGCCACUAGUUGUCACUGUAUUCCUCAUGAGAAACACAGAGCUGAGUUGUAGUUAUCGCUGGUUCAACCAAACCAGUUGAAGAGUAUUGUCGUCCUUAUUAUACAUUGUUCAUUUUAAUCAAAUCAUCAUGGAAGGAUUCAUCCUUUUGAAUAGAUAAAAAAAAUUGAGGAUUUGAUAAAAAGCUUAGGGUGCUUUGCAGUGUAAUCCACAUUCAAUCAUUUGCGUUUGUUGCCGUUAGACUAUGUUCAUUCAUUGGUCUUCAGUGCAGAGAUGCUGUAACAAACCCUGCAAUAUCUUAGCAUCAAAUGCCGUACUGAUAAGUAAAUGUCAAAUGUUUAUUUAUUUUUUACUGUGUUCUCCAGUGAGGAAUUUGAGACCUUCCAUCCUGCACAAACCAACUCUGUUUGUUUGUUUUUUGGGGGGUUUCCCAAAAGUAUACAAUACAAUUAAAAGCAAUAAAUGACAGACUAUAUAUAUUUAGA
Anoplopoma fimbria (sablefish) is the source of this 1336-nucleotide messenger RNA. It is a transcript of the gene tmem141, whose product is annotated as transmembrane protein 141. Bases 110 to 487 code for a protein of 125 amino acids. The record is from RefSeq and is a predicted model, not a curated record. The transcript has 5 exons. NCBI's taxonomy places the organism in Eukaryota, Metazoa, Chordata, Actinopteri, Perciformes, Anoplopomatidae.